AUGGACGGUGAUGAUCUUUUUGGUGUAUUUGGAGAGACACCCACUGAAGUCCCUCACUCAACCUCUAUGGAAACUCCAGAAAAGGUUGUCGAAGAUCAGAAUAGCUCAAAUGACAAGUCUAAGAAACGUUCUUUAACCUUGGAUUCUGAGGAUAGCACCAGCCAACAAAAGGAGGAACCUAGCAAGAAGAAUAAAGCAGAACGGUCCUUAUUGAAGGAAAAGAAAAAAUCGGAAGUUGUUCCGAUUGUUGCAGAUUCUUUUGAGCAGGAAGCUUCUAGAGAAGUCAAUGCAUCAAAUGGUUUAACAAAUAACACGAGUGUCGAGCCGGAACAAGAUGGGAAAGUAAAGCUUUCACAUCAGGUGAGACAUCAAGUAGCACUACCUCCUCUUUACAAUUAUGCACCUAUUGGUGAGCAUAAAAGGCUUAACGAAGCUAGGACAUAUCCGUUUACUCUAGAUCCUUUUCAAGAUACAGCCAUAUCGUGUAUUGAUCGAGGAGAGUCGGUGCUAGUAUCUGCGCACACAUCAGCCGGUAAAACAGUAGUAGCAGAAUACGCCAUCGCGCAAUCUCUAAGGGAUAAACAGCGAGUCAUUUAUACUUCUCCUAUUAAAGCACUUUCGAACCAAAAAUACAGAGAGCUUCUAGCAGACUUUGGAGAUGUUGGAUUGAUGACUGGUGAUAUUACUAUAAAUCCCGAUGCUGGCUGUUUAGUGAUGACAACGGAGAUUUUGAGAAGCAUGUUGUACAGGGGUAGUGAGGUCAUGCGAGAAGUUGCGUGGGUGAUCUUUGAUGAGGUGCACUAUAUGAGAGAUAAGGAACGUGGUGUUGUCUGGGAAGAAACAAUAAUUUUACUACCAGACAAAGUUCGCUACGUGUUCCUUUCGGCAACUAUACCCAAUGCUAUGGAGUUCGCUGAAUGGAUUUGUAAGAUUCACUCACAGCCUUGCCAUAUUGUCUAUACAGACUUCCGUCCAACGCCGCUACAACAUUAUCUAUUUCCAGCACAUGGUGACGGUAUUCAUUUGGUUGUUGAUGAGAAGGGAACUUUCAGAGAGGAAAAUUUCCAAAAAGCAAUGGUAUCAAUUAGCAAUCAGGUUGGCGAAGACUCAGGGUCCGUCAAUACAAAAGGUAAGAAGGGACAAUCUUAUAAAGGUGGUGCCUCAAAAGGUGAUUCAAAAGGUGACAUAUAUAAGAUUGUGAGAAUGAUAUGGAAGAAAAAAUACAACCCGGUAAUUGUGUUCUCAUUCAGCAAGCGUGACUGUGAGGAAUUGGCUCUGAAAAUGUCCAAACUUGAUUUCAAUUCUGAAGAAGAAAAGGAAGCUUUAACCAAGAUCUUUACUAAUGCUGUUGACCUUUUGCCUGAAAGUGACAGGGCCCUCCCUCAAAUUCAACACAUUUUACCUUUAUUAAGAAGAGGUAUUGGUAUUCAUCAUUCUGGACUACUACCUAUUUUGAAGGAAGUCAUAGAAAUUUUAUUCCAAGAAGGAUUCUUGAAAGUACUUUUUGCAACAGAAACAUUCUCUAUUGGAUUGAAUAUGCCUGCAAAAACAGUGGUUUUCACCAGCGUGAGAAAGUGGGAUGGUAAACAAUUCCGUUGGGUUUCAGGUGGUGAAUACAUUCAAAUGUCCGGCCGUGCUGGACGUCGUGGUUUAGAUGACCGUGGUAUAGUAAUUAUGAUGAUUGACGAGAAAAUGGAACCGCAAGUAGCCAAAGGGAUGGUCAAGGGCCAAGCCGAUAGGCUUGACUCCGCAUUUCAUCUAGGGUAUAACAUGAUUUUAAAUCUAAUGAGAGUCGAAGGUAUUUCUCCUGAAUUUAUGCUUGAACACUCUUUUUACCAAUUUCAAAAUGUCACUUCUGUACCUACUAUGGAGAAAAAAAUGACUGAACUGAAUAAUGAGGUAUCUAAGAUCGAAAUUGAAGAUGAAAAGAACAUUAGAGAUUACUACGAAAUCAGUAGAACAGUUGAUGCCUACAAGGAAGAUGUUCGUCAAAUUAUUACACAUCCAGCAAACAUACUCAGCUUUUUGCAACCUGGAAGACUAAUCAAGGUAAAAAUUGAUGGGAAAUUCGACUACGGUUGGGGUUCGGUUGUUGAAUUUGCAAAGAGAACCAAUAAACGGAAUCCAACAGCUUCAUAUAGCGACCAUGAAUCCUACAUCGUUAAUGUCGUCGUGAACACGAUGUUUAUUGAUGCACCCGUGAAUUUAAUAAAGCCUUUCAAUCCCAGCUUACCAGAAGGAAUUAGACCUGCCAAAGAAGGAGAAAAAGCUCUUUGCGCUAUUUUACCCAUCACCCUAAAUUCGAUACAAGCGUUGGGGAAUUUAAGACUGUAUAUGCCCAAAGAUGUUAAAUCAAGCAGCCAGCGAGAAGUCGUUGGAAAGUCUUUAAAAGAAGUAGCAAGAAGAUUUCCCGACGGUGUGCCUCCUAUUGAUCCCAUAAAAAAUAUGAAAAUUGAGGACGAAGAAUUCACCAAGUUGUUGAAAAAGAUAGAAGUACUCGAAACUAAGCUUACAUCGAAUGUUUUAUCAGGAUCCGUAAAAUUAAAGCAGAUGUAUGAACAAUACAGCCAGAAAGUGGCAUUGGAUGAUGAGAUUAAAAAGUUAACAAGACAAAUCAAUGAGGCACAAGCUGUCAUUCAGUUGGAUGAUCUCCGUCGUCGUAAAAGAGUGUUACGUCGGCUAGGGUUUUGUACUCCCAAUGAUGUCAUUGAACUGAAAGGGAGAGUCGCAUGUGAAAUUUCUAGUGGUGAUGAGCUUCUCAUGACAGAACUUAUUUUCAAUGGUAACUUCAACGAACUUUCACCAGAACAAUCAGCUGCAUUGUUAUCCUGUUUUGCAUUUCAGGAAAGAUGUAAAGAAGCUCCUAGGUUAAAGCCUGAGCUUGCAGAACCACUGAAAGCGAUGAGGGAAGUUGCCGCAAAAAUAGCCAAAAUUGUCAAAGACUCUAAAAUGGAAAUUGUGGAAAAGGACUAUGUCGAGAGCUUCAGACAUGAACUAAUGGAGGUUGUUUUUGAAUGGUGCAAAGGCGCUACUUUCACACAAAUCUGUAAGAUGACCGAUGUGUACGAAGGAUCUCUAAUUAGGAUGUUCAAGAGGUUAGAAGAGUUGAUUAAGGAAUUGAUUGAAGUAGCUAACACCAUCGGUAAUUCUAUGCUUAAGGAAAAGAUGGAGGCAGCUCUUAAUCUCAUUCACAGGGAUAUUGUUUCUGCAGGAUCGCUAUACUUGUGA
Lachancea fermentati is the source of this 3228-nucleotide messenger RNA. The record is from the annotation of a GenBank genome assembly. Lineage: Eukaryota; Fungi; Ascomycota; Saccharomycetes; Saccharomycetales; Saccharomycetaceae.